AUGAAUGGCUCUAUUUAUUUGAGGUUCUUAGACUAUCAAAUGGAGCACUCAAAUGAAUGCAAGAGAAACUUUGUUGCAGUCUAUGAUGGAAGCAGUGCCAUUGAAAAUCUAAAAGCCAAGUUCUGCAGCACUGUGGCCAAUGAUGUAAUGCUUAAGACAGGAGUUGGAGUGAUACGCAUGUGGGCAGAUGAAGGAAGCCGUCUCAGCAGGUUCAGAAUGCUCUUCACUUCCUUUGUGGAACCUCCCUGCACAAGCAGCACUUUCUUUUGCCACAGCAACAUGUGCAUCAACAAUUCUUUAGUCUGUAAUGGAGUUCAGAACUGUGCAUACCCUUGGGAUGAAAAUCACUGUAAAGAAAAGAAAAAAGCCGGAUUAUUUGAACAAAUCACUAAAACUCAUGGAACAAUCAUUGGCAUUACAUCAGGGAUUGUCUUGGUUCUUCUCAUUAUUUCUAUUUUAGUACAAGUGAAACAACCCCGAAAAAAGGUCAUGGCUUGCAAAACUGCUUUUAAUAAAACUGGGUUCCAAGAAGUGUUUGAUCCUCCUCAUUAUGAGCUAUUUUCACUACGGGACAAAGAAAUUUCUGCAGACCUGGCAGACUUGUCAGAAGAACUGGACAACUACCAGAAGUUGCGGCGCUCCCCAACAGCCUCCCGGUGCAUCCAUGACCAUCACUGUGGGUCUCAAGCAUCCAGUGCCAAACAGAGCAGGACCAACCUCAGUUCCAUGGAACUUCCCUUCCGAAAUGAUUUUGCACAGCCACAGCCAAUGAAGACAUUUAAUAGCACCUUCAAAAAAAGUAGCUACACUUUCAAACAGGCACAUGAGUGUCCUGAACAGGCCCUAGAAGACAGAGUCAUGGAAGAGAUUCCCUGUGAAAUUUAUGUCAGAGGGAGAGAGGAUUCUGCACAAGCAUCCAUAUCCAUAGACUUUUAAUCUUCUACUAACAGUGGCUAAUGAGUAAAUAUGUGUGUAUGCAGCCUACAGAGCACCCAUUCUGUCUCAGCAGCCAAUUAUGCUCUCCUGUCAAAACUAGGAAGACCUUCAUUUGCUAUUAACCUAUUGUAUUGGUGACUUUUUAUUAUCUCAGGCAGUCUAUAUGUGUUAAACCAACAAGGAACUUAAUAUAUUCAGUGGAAAAAAUAAUCAUCAUCUGUUACUUGGUGUCAUAAACAAGGUACUACCAGCUAAACAGCAGCUGAGGAGGGAGCUGUUGUGUCAAGCCAGACU
Messenger RNA from Castor canadensis (American beaver), 1230 nucleotides. The record is from RefSeq and is a predicted model, not a curated record. NCBI's taxonomy places the organism in Eukaryota, Metazoa, Chordata, Mammalia, Rodentia, Castoridae.